AUGCAUGAACUCCAUGAAAGUUAACAGCCAGACCACUGAAGCAACAAUGGCUGAUGGUCAGCUCUCUCCAGUCAGUUUUUCUGCGGGUUAAAUAAUUAGCUUCAGCUGCAAUUUCUUGGUUUUGCCAUGUCUGAACCAAAAUAAGGAGAGAGUUUAUGACUCCAGAUGCAUGGCAAUUUUGUCUCAGUAUUUUAAAUCUUCAUUUCAUGAAUUAAACUUCAAGCUGGAGACAUCACUAACUUUUUUUGUGUGAACAUUAGGUUCUGUGGUAGUGCUGGAAUUUAGCUAUCCAAACAGAAUCUUGUUGCCGUUUGACAGUUUUUACAGUUAUUUUCAUUCUGGUCAUUCAUUUUCAAGAAUGACAGAAUUCCUCUCUGCUGUAAAAAGUAUAAUGGAAGACGCAUUUAAAAACCAUACAACAUGUAGACAUUUUCAAUGAUAAUUAAUUUUGUCAAAAGUUCAGAAAUCUUUGUUGCAAAUUUUACAACAUUCCAGUAAAAUUAAUGGUUUGGUGCUUCAACUCAUGGUAAUUUCUCAAUUCAGCUGCUUAUGAAGCAAAGGGCUACAGUUACUGUACAUGCAACUAGCAUUAUGGCUGUGGGUACCCCCAGAUACCUGGGCUCACAUCAUUUCAGUGUCUUUUCUUACUAAUUUUACUGCAUCUCUGCAUGGUGCUACUUCUGUGGUACUGUUGAAAUGUUAAAGGAGCCCAGAGUGCUAAUUGCAGUCUUGAGCCCUCUGCCUUGUCGGGUCUUCUGUUUCAUCUUUCUCUUGAUAACACUCUACAGAUUAUAGUUUACUGUCCAGUCAAGCACAAUGAUACCAUGGUUAUGAACCAUGGAACUGGUACUUCUGGAAGUGUAGACAGGUGCUAAGUCCAACUGGAAAAGGAAAUCAGCAUGCAGAGCUCUCAAAUUUCCUAGUAGACCUAUUUUGGAUUUAGUAAAACUCAGUGGAUGCAGAGGCUACGUAAAAUCAUCGCUGAUUAUAGAAACAUUACAAUGCCUAUCUCUAGUAUCUUAAAUUUCUUGGCUUUCCACCUCGAUCUUAAAUGCAGAAGUUGCGUUCCUAUUUUUAAUGAAAACCAACAGUCUGAUCUGUCCAGGGUGUACUCCACCUCUUCCCCAAUGACCUCUGGACAGCCUUCGUCCAUACAGCCAAGGAUAAGUAGGACCGAUCUAUUGUGAGCUCGUGGCUUACGCUCGUGGCCGCUGUGCUGUUUGCGCCACGCCAGUGAAAGAAAGGCGGUCAGACGGAGGUAAAGAGCGGGUAAGGCGGAAGGAAACACGAACCUACGAGCAGCAAGGAGCUGUCACUGUCACACCCCCUUUUUUCUUUGAGCACCGCAGACCUCAGCCGAGUCAGACACACUCAGAAGUUGGUUUCAGGAGCACAAACUCGCCCAGAGACGGACAGAAACUGGUUUUUUACACAUUUCCACCAUUCUACCAUUUACACCAGGAGGACUGAAUGUGAGGCGGCGGGUGCAGACCGAUAAAACGCCGACCGCUUGAUCACAGUGAUGUCCAGGUCGACAAGAUCCAUGUCGAGAUCUCGGAGCCGUUCGAGGUCCCGAUCAAGGUCCCGUUCGUCAUCACAGUCCAGAAGUCGUUCCCGGUCCAGGAAGCACCGGUACAGCUCUAGGUCUCGGUCAAGAUCUCAUUCUCCAUUUCACAACCGGGAGAAGAAAUAUCCAAGGGCGUACCAGAACAACAGAGAGUUCAGAGGGUAUCACCGUGGCUUCCGGAGGCCCUACAAUUUUAGGGGUCGAGGAAGGGGCCACUUUAACCGUGGACGCUACCACCGUGGGGGUGGUGGCUACAACAACAAUAACUUUCGUCCGUACUGGAAAAAUUUCAAGCAGUACCCUCAAAAACAGCAGCAGUAUCAACAGCAGCAGCAGCAGCAGCAGCACCAGCAGCAACAGCAGUUCAAUCAUUCAAGAGGGCGAUCACACAAUGUGCAAAAACGCUCAGGAAGUCCCCCUCAGGGUCACUCUCAGCAAUCUGAUAGAUCGUCCUCUCCCUUGUCCAGACACUCACAGCAUUCUUCUUCCUCGUCACACUCCUCCUCUCCGAAACGUAGGGCCGCCUCGCUGCUGAAUAAUCAAAACACCAAAGAUGUCAAGGAGAAGCAUCUGGCUUCCAAGGAAGUCCAAAAAGGAGGAGGGGGAGAUGACGAGCCAGUGGAGCAUGUUGGGUUAUUGGCAGGAGAUGCUAGAGAAGGUGCAGGCUGUGGGAAAGCUGAGAGGACCUGGCACAGCCUGACAGACUGCAGUAGUCCAAAGAGAAGCAGUCCCCUUGUCAACACUGAAGCUAAUGUUGGGCAAAGCAACCAAACUGUUAAUCAACCAAGUCCCAUCAAAAUCACAAAUGACACCAGGAAUGGCUCUCCUAUGACGGAGGUGGCAUCAGGUUCCUCCACAGUCAGAAAGGCCUCUAAUGAAGGUCUUAAUCCCAUGCUUUCCAGCUUUGACUUCUUCACCACUGAGGAAUACCUGGAUGGAGAUAAAACGGCCCUCUCCAUUGCUUUUAAGAAGUUUUUGGAGGAGCACACCAAAAAAUCUAAAUCUGCUUGGGAAAAUGGCAAAGUCAAAGAAGCCAGUGAUGUGGAUAAUGAAAAAGGAAAAUCAAAUGGGAAAGCUUCAGUAGUUUCCUCUGACUCUUUCCCAAAACAACGCAAGGAGGACACUGACAGGGAAAUGUCCCUGAGAAGCUUUUUGAAGGCCUCCCCAUUUUUGUCUGCUGAGUUGGAAGACGAGGAUGAUAAUAUCAUCAUCAGGCCACCUUUAAAGUCACUCCAGAAAGAGUGGCAAAAUGGAGAUGAGGCUUCAAAGCCAAAGAGCAAGGCCUCUCAUUCAGCCCAAAAAUUCUUUGAAAAGUGGCAAAAUGCAGCUUGUGCACAGUUUGGGCAAACAGAGGUUGAUGCCAUGGUAAGGGAGAUGUAUCUCAGUGGAAAACUGGAUAAAUCAGAAGCCACUGCUGCUGCACUUGGUAAAUGUGAGCCAGCAAGAGAUUUCAAGGACCUGUCUUCAGAAAUGAGCUUUAAAAUAUGGAAGACAGCCAAAUCUCCCUCUUUUCAGUGUCCUGAAACACCACUGAGUCAAAAUUCUGACAGAGAGUUGUUUUUGGUCAGAGGAGAGGACAAGCCUCUUAUAUUAAGAAAACAGGAACCAAAGUGCAAUGUAAGAAUGGAUUUUCUAAGAGAUGACCCUAUAAGCUCUUCAGAUAUUUUAGCUGAAGAGCGCCAGUUGUCUCAGGACUUGGUGCAGUCAUCGAAAAAGCAUCAGGAGUUUCGCUCCAUCUUUCAACACGUUCAGGCUACUCAGUCACAGAGAAGCCCAUCUGAGCUGUUUGCUCAGCACAUUGUCACCAUUGUUCACCACAUCAAGGCCCAGCACUUUCCGUCUUCUGGCAUGACUCUAAACGAGCGAUUCACCUUGUACCAAAGGCAAGCAGCAGAGAAGGAAAUGAUGAAGCCAAGAAAAAGCCCAGAGAUACACAGGCGGAUUGAUGUUUCACCAAGUGCUUUUAAGAAACACCCUCAGCUUUUCGAGGCGAUGAAAAGCUCAGAGGAUGGGACUUACAAGGACGGUGGGGAAAAACUGAAGGGUGACCCAAUGGAUCUUCGUUUGGACAUAGAGCGUCGUAAAAAAUAUUCCAUGCAUGACAGAGUUACAGGAGAUUCCCAAGAUUUUGGUCAAGAGAAAUCAGAGGAAAAUUGCUCAAAAUACCAAAAGACAUCAAAAAAAAGUGUCAGGAAACGCUCUCGCUCCAGCUCAUCCUCCUCUUCCUCAUCCUCCAAUUGUCAGAAUGAUGAAGAUUUAAUGCAUGGGAAUUUAGAGUCUAAAGAUGAAAUCUUUAGCAAGGCACGGCUUGGACAGAGGGAACCACCCGGAACAAUGGAAGUAGCACGAGCACAAGAAGAAUUUGUUACAGGAAAUGGUAUAGGAAAGAGACAAUAUCCAGUUGUGUGGAUGAAAAUGUAUUGUUGAUUUCAAGAGUUCAACUGAUUCUAGAGAAGAAGGCAAUAAAAGUUGUAGCCACUUGCACCAACCAAGGUAUGCUGCAAAAUGCAAUAGCAGGAGAAGAACUCAACCAUUGCAACUCCUGGCAGGUAACAGCAGGAAACAGAGCUCCAAUUUAAAUAGGCUCACAAAAAAUGGACAGUAACAGAAUUCACAUUGCUUUCUCAAAGAGGCAACAAUUGGUGUAUGAUCGAAAUUUGGAGUAAAUAUCAUGAAAGCAUGUUAUUCAUGAAUCAUGGUGGUGAAGGUAUAAUUGUAUGGGAGGAUAUUGUCUUGGUACAUUGCGGGAAUUAUUCAAAUGCACAUCAGUCUUGUUAUGGCUGGAGUCUACCCAUCUUCUGAAGCCAGCAGGAUAAUCCACAUCACAAGCCUCAAAUUAUCUUAAGAUAGUUUCUUUUAUAUGCAAAAUCAGUUUAUUUUGCUCCAACAGCCUCCGCAGUAACCAGAUUUAAAGAUGUCAAUACUACAAAGCAAGUGGAGAAACUCAAGAGUCUACACCAAUCGCAUUAAUAAAAUUAUAAUUCUAAAGGCUCAGCUGGGAUUAGCAAGGUGUAUCUAAUGAACUGGCUAGUGGGUGGCUGUUGCUCAGCAUUUGCCCAGAUUUCAUCUUUUUUUUUUGUUAACUCCAGAAAAUCCAAAUCCAAAGAAGGAACUGGAACAAAAGCAGCCAUCAGGGAAACAGCUCGCACAGUGACCAAGUGAACAUGGCAAUAAACACAAAAA
Xiphophorus maculatus (southern platyfish) is the source of this 4750-nucleotide messenger RNA. RefSeq names its product thyroid hormone receptor-associated protein 3-like (gene thrap3a). Gene Ontology annotation, biological process: positive regulation of transcription by RNA polymerase II. The transcript has 11 exons. Gene Ontology annotation, cellular component: mediator complex. The coding region runs from base 1523 to 3994 and encodes 823 amino acids. NCBI's taxonomy places the organism in Eukaryota, Metazoa, Chordata, Actinopteri, Cyprinodontiformes, Poeciliidae. The record is from RefSeq and is a predicted model, not a curated record. Gene Ontology annotation, molecular function: DNA binding; transcription coregulator activity.